CGGGCGGCGGAAGGUUUUACAGGUGACGCCGUUCCCAUGGCGGCGGCUCGAGGAGGAUUCAGACUCGUCACCGGGGGGAGGGGCCUGAGCAGCCCCGCCCGCCGCCUGGGGGACGAUCCCAGCCGCCUCUCCCCCCGACAGGAGGCGGAGGAGCAGGUCCCGCACCGCCGACACCCGGGGAUCAGCAACCUGAAGACCAUCCGCCUGCCCGAUGCCCUCUCGCAAGGGGUCCGCUUGCUGCUGGAGCAAAGUCCCAUCAGACGGUUGGAAGAUGGCGCCCGGGAGCUGAGCGACUUCCUGUGGAGCCGCAAGAGGGCGGUGGAGGACCGGGAGCUGCGAGCUCGGGCCCAGCGCCUGUGGGAAAGGUUGGCGGGGAGCGCAGAGCGUACCCGGACAGAGGAGGGCUCAGGCGCUCAGGGUGAUCAGAGGAAGGAGGAGCGACUGCAGGAGCGCGUGCUCGCUGAGCUGCGCCGGACCACCUACCGCUGGAAGCCCAUCAGCUACGAUGAACAGCUGAGUAAGGUCUACAUGGCAGCGAGGCUCGACGGUGGGUACGCAGCGGUGACGAGAGUCCUGCAUGAGAUUAAGAAGCGUGUCCCUGAGUUUCAGCCUCGUACACUGCUGGACUUCGGAUCUGGCACUGGCACUGUCACUUGGGCGAGUCGUCAGGCCUGGGGAGGGUCGCUGCGGGAGUACCUGUGCGUGGACAGCUCGGCCGCGAUGCACCAGACUGCAGAGUUCCUGAUGAGAGGAGGGAGCGAUGCGGACACGGAACAAGUCAGUGGGGUUUACUUCCGACACUUCCUCCCCGUCUCACCAAAGGUAAAGUUUGACGUGGCAGUGUCCGCGUACUCGCUGUCUGAGCUGCCUACCCUGGCCGAGCGACUGCACGUGGUCGAGACCCUGUGGAGGAAAACUGAGAGCUUCUUGGUGUUAAUUGAGAAUGGAACAAAGGAGGGACAUCAGAUCCUGAUGGAAGCUCGUGAUGUUGUCCUGAAGACUAAAGACAAAGACCCCGGCGCUCGUGUCUAUGCUCCAUGCCCCCACGACCUGACCUGCCCCAAGCUGCUGGGGAAGACCCCCUUGCCGUGCAACUUCACGCAAGCCUACCAGCCCCUUCCCUUCACCUGGAACGCCAGCGUCAAAUCGGAGAAAUUCUCCUACGUCGUCCUGCGCCGGGGUCCCCGGGAGGAGGAGGAGGAGGAGGAGUCCGAGCGCUGGCCCAGGAUCGUCCAGCCCAUCCUGUGCCGGCCGCGGCACGUCCACGUCCACCUCUGCUGCGCCGACGGCGCCCUGCGGCACGCGGUCCUCAGCCCCCGCAAGAGCGGCAGAGACCUGUACCGACAGGCCCGCUGCAGCGACUGGGGAGACCGCCUGCCCGCCGACGGCAUCGCCGGGAGAGGAGAGCCGAGCGCGCCGGGAGAGGAGAGCACAGCGCGAUGGCCAGGGGACUCCCCGGAAGAACGGUGAUCGGACGUGCCCCCCCCCACCCCCCCCCCCACCGCUGCCGGUCACGCGAUCCGAGGGAGGAGCUUUGGCGUCAUCACAAGCUG
Molecule: messenger RNA, 1553 nt
Organism: Carcharodon carcharias (great white shark)
Lineage: Eukaryota; Metazoa; Chordata; Chondrichthyes; Lamniformes; Lamnidae
Gene: mettl17
Product: methyltransferase like 17
Exons: 14
Coding region: 37-1470 (477 amino acids)
Biological process (GO): translation
Cellular component (GO): mitochondrial small ribosomal subunit
Molecular function (GO): methyltransferase activity; structural constituent of ribosome
Source: RefSeq, a predicted model, not a curated record